AAAAACAAAACAUCAGAACUCCGAGCCGCGUGUUUCAAGUCAGUUCGAAGUUUCUCAAUAUUACCAAAAUUUUCGUCAUGAUUUACAUGCCCAGUUUUAGAUAACUAAGAUUUUUAGAUAACGCUUUUAAAAUGCUUAGUAUGAAGAGAUGAUAACUUGCUAAGGACAGUGACCUUAGUAAAGUAUGGCUAAAAUAAGCAGCUCCACAAUGGAAAUUACCUUCCUUGGGACAGGAUCUGCUUAUCCUUCACCGUCACGCGGGGCUUCAUGUGUCAUCCUCAAAAUGGAUGAUGGGUCCUGGAUGUUUGACUGUGGUGAAGGGUCUCAGAUACAGCUUCAAAAGAGCAAAGUCAAGGCCGGAAAAGUCAAUAAGAUAUUUAUAUCCCAUCUCCAUGGAGAUCAUAUGUUUGGGUUACCAGGGCUACUGUGUACCAUCAGUGGAAACAACCAGAGAUCUGAGCCACUAGAAAUCUAUGGACCAGUGGGGCUACGCAAGUUUAUAAGAACCAGUUUAGAGCUGUCUAGAACUAUACUGGGCUUUACUUACCUUGUUCAUGAAAUGAAAGUGUUGCCAUGCCAGAUACCUAGUGAUAUUCAGAAAUGGAAGAUAAACGAGUUGUGUGAUUCGAAUAAUCUGCACCCAAAUGAAAGGAAAGGUCGACUUAUUGAGGCAGAUCAAGAUAAAGUCUGGACACUGUAUAGCAGUGAGAAAAUAACGGUGAAGGCUGUUUACCUGAAACAUAGAAUUCCUUCUUUUGGUUUUUGUGUACAGGAAGCUUCUUGUCCAGGAAAACUUGACCUUUCUAAACUCACCUUGCAAGGAGUAAAGCCUGGUCCAUGGUGUAAAGAAGUUAAAGAUGGAAAAGUUGUGACACUUCCUGAUGGAAGAAAGAUAGACCCUGCUGAUGUAGUGGGGCCCCCUAAGCCUGGACGCAAACUGGUGAUUCUAGGGGACACUUGUAACUCUUCGGAGAUCUACACUGUGGGCACAGAUGCUGAUGUUGUUGUCCAUGAAGCAACUCUUCAGAAUUCUCUGAAAGACAUGGCCCUAGAGAAAGGUCACUCCACACCAGAAAUGGCUGCAGAGGUUGCUAGUGACCUGAAGGCACGGCUGUUGAUUCUGACCCAUUUCAGUCAGAGAUACCUUCCCGUGUCAGAGGAGUAUGAGGAGGAAGAAACAGUAUCCAUUCUACUAAAGGAAGCAGUGGAAAUAAUGGGACCAAACAGAGUGAUAGCAGCAGAAGAUUUUCUCACUGUCACAAUUCCUUUACGAUCUGCUCCAACAAAAAAUGAUGCAGAAGGGAGCGCACCAAACCUAGCAAUAUUCAAACAGUCAUCCGCUCUCAAGAGAGAUCAUGCGGAAAAUUCGGACUCGGUGAAAAAAAAUGUAGAACAGUGUGACAGAACUUAUUCAGAGAAAACAAAUGUCAAAAGGUUAAAGGUAGAAGGGUCAACAUGAUGAUGUAUGACUUAGUUAUAGUAUUUGAAUUGUUAGGUUGUGUAGCAUCAUUUUUUUUUAAGGAAAGUGUUUUGAUAUAUUAGUUCCUAAAAUUCAUUUCCAGUCUAUAUUGGUUCAAAUAAAUUUUUUGGUCACUCAGGUAACCUAUUGCUUUUCAUCUGCAUUCGUUAUUGUUUUGACUUCUUGAUAACUACCCAACCAGUUAUUUUUUAAUUUGGUAUGAAGCAUCUUUUGGACAAGGGGGACAUGAAUUUAAGGACAAACAAACACUUCCAAACAUUGACCAAUUUUCAAAAUUCUUAUCUUCAGCUGCACAUCUUAAGAAAAACCCAAAACUGUAAAUUUCAUGAUUUAUGGGGUAGAAGUUCUAACUUCAGGGCAGAGCCAAACUUGGUAUAUAGUGUAAAACAUUUAAAUAAUACCAUCUUUAAUGCUAUUGAUGGUAAAUUGAAACUAAAUAGAAAGAGCAGGUAGCCCUUAAACAAGAUUUUCAUUUAUUAUCCCAGGAGUUGGGUUACCCUGGUACCAGUAUGCUCUUUGUGAUUAAAUGUCUCUAUCAUUUGAAAGACUUCUUUAAUUCUGCUGAUACUAUAUCAAAACCAAAUGCAUAUUUAUGAUAGGCAGAAAAGAAUGCUCCAAAAUUGUGAAUUUCGCAACCCCAAGGUUGCAGAACCAAAAUAGUCAUAGUGUUAAUAUAUAUUGUAUAAAGUCUAAUAUCAGUAUUGGCAUUUUUAGGGACAUUUGUGUUUUUAAAAGAACACAUCAUUAUACCCCCCGAACGAAGUUCAGGGGGGUAUAUAGGAAUCACUCUGUCUGUCCGUCUGUGCAGAUUUGUGUCCGGGCCAUAACUUCUUUGUUCUUUGACAUAUGCAUACCAUAUUUGACACAUUAGUGUAUCACCAUGAGACGAUAUGUCAUGUACCUUCAUUACCUCUAUAUGACCUUGACCUCAAGGUCAAAAUUAAAGGUUUUUACAAUGGAUUCGUGUCAGGGCCAUGACUUCUUUGUUCUUUGACAUAGGCAUACCAUAUUUGACACAUGAGUGUAUCACCAUGAGACGAUGUGUCGGGUACCUUCAUGACCUCUAUAUGACCUUGAACUUUGACCUCAAGGUCAAAAUUGAUUAUAGGGUUUUGACAUAGUCAUACCAUAAGACAUGGGUGUAUCACCAUGAGACUAUGUGUCAUGUACAUUCAUGACCUCUUUAUGACCUUGACCUUUGAUCUCAAGGUCAAAAUUAUAGGUUUAUGCCAUGGAUUUGUGUUUGGGCUAUAUCUUCCAUUUUCUUCUACAAAGGCAUACCAUAUUUUUACACUCAGGAAAGAGGUAAUUUAUACCUAUUAACAACAUCCUUUGGUAGAUUGAGGUAAGCGGGGGUAUUCUUAGUGAGCAUUGCUCACAGUACCUCUUGUUUGAUAGUACUGCAGAACAAUAGAAUUUUUCUUAGACAUGUAGAACAGGAAAAUUAUUAUAGAUUUUGUAGCCCUUGGGGCUAGUGAUACUUUUAACUAAUACUCAGGUGACUGAUAAGGCUUGAGCCUUUUGUACUAUAUGAGAGUCAAUGGUACAUGUAUAACUAAACCUAACAAUAGUGAAACAUCCUCUUGCAGUGGACAUAAUGUACUAACAGAGAUAUUGACCUUGACCUAAUACUUGGACCCAUUUCCUACUCGUCAUCUCAGAAGCAAGUGCGAGACUGAAAUAUGAUGUGGCAUUUUGAACAUGUUGUCCACAGUUGCAACAUUAUUUCUCUUACAAAUACACUCACAUCAAGUACAUGUAGUCAAUAUAUCCUUCACAAAGUACUUGUAAGGAGAUAAAAUGGCCUGAACCUCCUUAAAUUUCUAGAUUCCUGAAUUCUAUUAUUUCUGCAGAUUUUAACUUGCCACAAAGCAAUUAAUCAACAUGAAAUGAUAUGCAAUAAAUGCCUCAUCAAAUUUAUGUUACUCAUAUGUUUUGUAUAUCUUUGUUUUAAAUAGAUGUAUAUAUAGAAAAAAAUCUUUUUAAAAUUUUUAGUCCAUAGAGCUUCUUCAUGUGGACAUUCUAACACAGUAGUACAUGUACAUCACUGGACCCAGUGAGGUCUUAAAAGUGAUCAAAGAAUUUGUGUCGUGCAUGUCUCCAUUUGCAAAAUCCUGGAUCCUCCACUGUACUGUUCGCUGAAACAGUGGAUUACCUUCAAAACUCCUUUGCUAGAAGUAAUAAAACACUUCAGUAUCUCUUUAAGUUUUCAGAAUUAAAGUUUCAGAUUUCGUUCAUAGUAACUUUGUGGGUUAUGUCGUUCGUGACAUCCACUUGAUGGAUUUAUUGUGUUGUACUUCUAGUGUAAAAACAGUUUUCUUUGAAAAUUAUGAUUUGUAGUCAAACCAUUUUAUCAACAAGGCUGGAAUAACAAAUUCAGUCAACAUCAAUGUUAGAAUUUAUUAGAAAAAGUACACAUGCACUGUUAGACAAUAAUUUCUCUUGUUUAAAAAAAACAUGAAGAAAUAAAGUUUUUAUUUUCUUGUA
Messenger RNA from Ostrea edulis (European flat oyster), 3967 nucleotides. RefSeq names its product zinc phosphodiesterase ELAC protein 1-like. The record is from RefSeq and is a predicted model, not a curated record. The transcript has 10 exons. The coding region runs from base 185 to 1459 and encodes 424 amino acids. NCBI's taxonomy places the organism in Eukaryota, Metazoa, Mollusca, Bivalvia, Ostreida, Ostreidae. Gene Ontology annotation, cellular component: nucleus. Gene Ontology annotation, molecular function: 3'-tRNA processing endoribonuclease activity.